AGCAGCGCAAACCCUUGGUCUGGACCGGCCUGAUAACUCUUGUAGCCUAAAGGGCAUAUAAGAGCGAGCGCCGUCCGACAACCCCGGUAGUGCGGCUCGAACAGCUGUCUGUGGCGAACGGUGAAGUAUCCGUUGUUCUUUCUUAGUGUCGUUCUGUGGCAGUGUCAUCGUCAGCAGUAGCAAAGCAUCAGUCGGCGAGUCACCACAGCUUAAACCACAACUCAACAGGUUCCUUUUUCAAAACUCUUCGUAGAUCAACGCAGCUACGAUGAGAGACAAACCUGACGUAGCCAAGUCGUCUUCCACAUGGGUCAGCCCGUCGCCAAGGAGAAGGAGACGUCCCCAAGCCAUGGAUAUCCCAGGAUGCGUGUGUGGCCGUGGAAGUGGGGCUGCAGGAUCCCUAAGUGGCAGUAUGGGUAUGAAUGCAGCAUGGCCUGAGGAGAAUGGAAUGUCUGCCAGCUCUUCCAUGUCUACAAGCCUUCUUACUAAGACGAAACCUUUUCCUAUCAGAGGAGAGCGUGCCAAUUAUGUCAACACGCCACAUGUCAUUGUUAUGGUGGGUCUGCCUGCCAGAGGAAAAACCUACAUGGCUAAAAAGCUGACAAGGUACCUCAACUGGAUCGGCAUAAAAACAAAAGUGUUCAACUUGGGCGAGUACCGUCGACGUGCCACCCACAUGUACAAGAACCAUAACUUCUUCCGUACGGACAAUGAGGAAGCAAUGGCUCUCAGGGAACGGUGCGCAAUGGAUGCCCUUGACGAUGUUUGUGACUGGCUUGAUAAUAGUGGUGGAGAAGUUGCUGUCUUCGAUGCUACAAAUACAACAAUGCAUCGUCGGCGAAUAAUAUACAAUAUCAUUGUGGAGAAAAUGGAGUACAAGCUGUUCUACGUAGAGUCAAUUUGCGAUGACCCAUCCAUCAUUGAGGCAAAUAUUAGGGAUGUGAAGAUCAACGGCCCAGACUAUCCAAGGUCGACACCUCAUAGUAAUAAAUCUCCUGGGCAUCCUUGCUCUCAAGAGGUAAAGGUAAACAGCCCAGACUAUCGUGGAAUGACAUCAGAGGAAGCACUUGAGGAUUUCCUGCAGAGGAUUGAACAUUAUAUGGAACAAUAUCAACCUCUUGAUGAAGCCUUGGAAGAUCACCUCUCCUUCAUGAAAGUCUAUAACACAGGGCAGAAGGUGGUCGUUCACAAGCAUGAGGGACACAUCCAGGCACGUAUUGUGUAUUACUUGAUGAAUACUCAUGUCACUCCCAGAACCAUCUAUCUUGCACGACAUGGAGAAAGUGGUUACAACCAAUUGGGCAAGAUUGGAGGGGACUCGGACUUGAGUGAACGUGGACGUAAAUUUGGAAAUGCCCUUGCAGAAUACAUUAAGGAACAGAAGAUACCUAAGUUACGGGUUUGGACCUCUUGGUUGAAGCGUACCAUUCAGACAGCAGAGGGUAUUGAUGCUCCCCAAGAAAGGUGGAAGGCACUGAAUGAAAUUGAUGCGGGAAUUUGUGAAGAGAUGACAUAUGCUGAAAUCAAAUCAAAGUUCCCAGAAGAUUUUGCUGCUCGUGACCAGAAUAAAUUCAGCUACCGUUAUCCCCGAGGUGAGAGCUAUGAGGACUUGGUAGCACGUCUGGAACCUGUAAUUAUGGAGCUUGAACGCCAGGGAAAUGUUCUUCUGAUUGCACAUCAAGCAGUCCUGAGAUGUCUUCUUGCAUACUUCCUUGACAAACCUUCAGAUGAGCUGGCCUACAUUGAAGUUCCACUGCACACAGUGAUCAAACUAACUCCUGUGGCCUAUGGAUGUGAGGUGGAAUAUAUCUCUCUAAACGUUGAGUGUGUCAACACCCAUCGUCCCAGGCCAGAGGUACCAGGAAGCCUGGAUCCAGACCUGUUCUUCGAAGUUGCAGACAUGGACACUUGAUGCUAAAAUCAGAUAGGGGACAUCUGCUGUAGGCAUCUUUAUUUUACUUUACUGCCAACCAAUCUUGUUUGCCAAACCUUUUGCUAACCUUACGGUGCUCACCACAGUUGCCUCCGCUGCUUGCAUUGAAAUUUUCCUUAUAGUUUUGUAGUUGUUGAUUGUCCCAUGUCCUCAAACACUGUUAUGAAAGAAUAUUUUGUGUAAAUGAAACUUUUGAUUUAAGUAUACCUUGCAUAUGGUACUUACAUAUUACUAUACUAAGUUUUUAGGUAAAGGGCAUAUAAAAUAUACAUAUCUGACCUCUUUGGUCCUUUUUUUUUAAAUUUAAACUGAAAUUAAGAAAUAUGCCAGCUACCUUCUGGCAUGUUAAUGAGGUAAUAAAACCAAAGGAGUAUC
Messenger RNA from Penaeus chinensis, 2308 nucleotides. RefSeq names its product 6-phosphofructo-2-kinase/fructose-2,6-bisphosphatase-like. Bases 269 to 1912 code for a protein of 547 amino acids. Gene Ontology annotation, cellular component: cytosol. The transcript is spliced from 15 exons. Gene Ontology annotation, biological process: fructose 2,6-bisphosphate metabolic process; fructose metabolic process. Gene Ontology annotation, molecular function: fructose-2,6-bisphosphate 2-phosphatase activity; 6-phosphofructo-2-kinase activity; ATP binding. Lineage: Eukaryota; Metazoa; Arthropoda; Malacostraca; Decapoda; Penaeidae. The record is from RefSeq and is a predicted model, not a curated record.